This is a messenger RNA of Diatraea saccharalis (sugarcane borer), 4357 nucleotides long. The record is from the annotation of a GenBank genome assembly. NCBI's taxonomy places the organism in Eukaryota, Metazoa, Arthropoda, Insecta, Lepidoptera, Crambidae.
GUUGACGCAGAAGCGCAGCAAAUAGAGUGCGCAGGCAGUGCAACGAUUAUCAGGUUUGCAGGCCAAUUUUAGUGUUGUAAAUAACAUAUAAAUCCCAAAACAAUAAACAGAGAUAUCGCCCUGUAGUACAAAACAUCAUAAAUAGUUGUUAUAGGAUUGCACGCCGCAGUUUGAUCGUUCACGACACCAUAGCAACGGUUCAGUGAGAAACUACGACACAAAGUGACGGCCGCGUCCUAUAAAGCGAUAUAACUGUGAUAAAUUAUCAAAAUAAACAAAUCUGUUGUUAUUCGGAGAGACUGUUCCCUGUAGUGCCACAUCUCGAAGGCCCUCGCGUAUUGGAUGAACAGAAAGAGGGUGGCGGGUAGGAAGAGAGCGCGCGCGGCGCGGAGGGACGCUGCCCGCGGCAGGUGACCGACGGUUCACGCGGCUCAUGUGGGCAGCGGGCGCGUGCUGCUCGCGCCAGGCAGAUGCAAUAGGCGAGGGCGGUGCCGCGGCGCGCACGCCGGUCAAGACCUUCCAAGCGUACCUGCCGCCCGCGCACCGCACCUACAGCUGUAUACACUGCCGCGCGCACCUAGCCAGCCAUGACGAACUUAUAUCUAAGUCGUUCCAAGGCAGCCAGGGGCGCGCAUAUCUCUUCAAUUCAGUUGUGAAUGUCGGCUGUGGACAAGCGGAAGAGCGGGUUUUGCUCACAGGCCUCCAUGCGGUAGCAGAUAUAUACUGCGAAUGUUGCAAGACCAUGCUGGGUUGGAAAUAUGAGCACGCGUUCGAAUCGAGUCAGAAAUACAAGGAGGGGAAAUUCAUAAUAGAGUUGGCACACAUGGUGAAGGAGAACGGGUGGGACUAGGACAGGGAGGCGCGCGCCGCCGCCCGCGACGAUAACGCGGCGGGCGACGGCUCGCGCUGACUCACACGUCCGUCCCGCUCGCACUCACACCGACGCACAUAGCUCGCUCCCUCUCUGCCUUACUCGGACGUGCUCGCCGUCACUCGCGUCUCGAUCGAGCGCGCAAUGCACCGACUACCUUCCCUGAAGCAUGCACGUACUUACGCCUUACUUUCGGGCGUACAUUGCCGACGUAUUCGUAUCGUAUCCGCUCGACAUAGUGCGGAAACAAAAAAGACACGAGUGCCGUUGUGAUGUUAUAUAGACUGGUCUCGAAAGCGGUUAUCGGCGCGCAAUAUGGACUUUCCGAUGCGUCGAAUAGUUCCAGCUGCGGCAUAGGACAUAAAAGUGCACCGCGAGUGUUCCUCUUCGAUUCGUAGAGCGGUAUACACGAUGUUGCCCGCGCUGGGUAAUUUUGUCCGUCGACGAGUGGAGCCGUCGUGAUGAAGAGACAGGCGAGUUGCGUUAUAGUGCUCGCCUACGCAUGUGUCCCGUGAUCGAUUUAGCCGUUAACAACCGGAACGUACAGUACGGUUUUGUAGCGCUAUCGCCUAUCUCAAAGCUACAGCAAAGGGCUUACGAUAGUGAAAAUAUAUCAAUAUUUUUUAUUAUUAUUAAUGUAUCAACCUAAGGUUUUGUUAAAAUUUUUAUUUAAGUAAAUUUAAAAAAAUGGUUUCGAUUUUUUUGUCGUUUCAAAUUAAUAAUAAAAAAUAUCAUAAACGUAUCCAUUGAUUAAACAAUACAAUUAUCUCAUAGCUAUAGCUUUCCUAUGACUUUGUGAUAGGCUAUAGCCAAUAGUGUACGGCGAACCUAUUAUACGUUGCCGCGCGGGAAACUGUAGGCGCCAAUCAUUAGAUGUGACUAUUUUUAUCAUGCUGAAUUAUUAUUGAAAGAUCGGAGCCUACCGAUUCUCGUCGCCGACAACGGAUAAGCUAUAUCAUGUAGAAGUGUAUUUUGCGCAUUUGUUUAAGUACCUACUGAUAUGAGAAAUUAUAGAAUACGAUCGAUUGCGAGACACAAUUCUCGGUGUGGUAAUGGUGAUUUUACACCGGCGAAGCGGAAACGGAUGUGAUACGUGAGAAUAUCUUGCUUACUUUCACACAAAAACUAUACGUUUAAAUAAUGUAAAUUAAUAAAUCAUAUUGUUCACUGUUCCAGUCAUGUGUGAACCGUGUAUUAUUGUCCAGAUACAUUAUUUCAAUUCACGUACUGUGUCAUUCGUUAUUUUUAUGUCAAAGAUGCGAAAAGUAAUUCAAAUUCCGCCGUUCAUAAUUCAAUGGGGAUUCUUGAAGAAUAUUAAACACGUAUUUUUUUUGCGUAAUCAGUAAAUUAUGGCGACACAUUGAGUCAAAUGUCGCAUGACGUGAUGUAACAUCACACCUAUGUACAUCUCUACAUAGUUGUGUCGUAGCAAGCCCUCUUUAAUGCACAGGCAUCAUAGCCGUUUCUUGUUGAAUUGAAGCACAAAAAAAUACAUAUAUAAUAUUUUUCUAUUAUUUCUGAAUGACAGACUUAAUACAUUUAUUUUUUUACCCACUCAUCAUACCAAUAGGGAUGACGACUCGGUAAUAAAAAAGAAAUUCUAUUUAAUCCGUCAGUCAGAUGAUAAAAAAUAUUAUGACGGACAAACGAACGAACAAAAUUAAGUCGUCAUCCCAAUUCUCCCGCAUCGCAUCCAAUCCUCGACGCGGUGUGAAAUCACCUUAAUAGUAUAGCGGGGCAACCGUCGCCUCGUAGCGGGUUUGGCUUAAGCACCGCCAGUCAACAUAAGGUUAUAUUUGUUAUACAUAAGUGGUCGAUCUCAACCGCCCCCUUAAGGGGCUAUGGGUUUAGAAUUUAAUUAUAAUAAUAAUAAUUUGGUGACAUUUGUUUACCGCGUCGUGAGGUGUCUUAGUUUUUUUUACUUUACGUACAGUCAACAACACGUCAGGAAUGCGAUCGCGUAACCCUGGUCAUGAUUCUAACCAUAGGAUACAUCUUAGCGAUAUUACGAUGAUAUUUCGUUUAAAGUUACUACUUUGACAAGUCUUUUGGUAGAUUUUGGGAUAAAUGACCAAGUUGGGUAACACUGCUAUCAUAUCUAUAAUCAUUAUUCUUUUUCGUUCUUUCGUCGUUACUAAAGUACAUCUAAAGUGGUAAAAGGAAACGAAAUAUCGACAUAAUAUCGAUAGAAUGUCGAAUCCUAUAACAAGAAUCAUAACUAGAAUCAGGCGGUCGCUCUGCAGGUUAUGAUAACUACCUCCAAUAAAUUUAAAGCACUCAUCUGUGGAAAAAGUUGAGAUUAGUUUGACAUUUGAGGUAUUGCAGUGAUCCGAUGUGCUGUUGAAUGUACUACUUACGCAUCUUACUGUAUUAAGAGAACACUAAUACUUUCUCUUGUCCCCUUUAACCUGUGAUAAGUAUGUUAGUAUAGUAUUUUUUGAAUUUCUCGAACGAUCGUUUUUCGUGAAGUUGCUCAGAAAGUAAUGCAGAUUGUUCCUGAUGAUUUCAGCUGUACAUACAAUUUGCUUGUUUAUAAUUUUUCGAAGCAAACUAGUCGACGAGUAAUGUAUGCGCAGGAGGAUCAUUAUUACUAUUAAUAUUAUUUUUUACUUUGCGCCUGAUUUAGUGAAUUUAUAUUUUUAGUUUUAAUUUAAGACUCGUACAGUUGACAAAAAAAAAUGAUGAAAAAAAAAUACAAAUUUAGUUUAACUUAAAAUACGCGAGUAGUUGAAAUCGUAGUGAGAAUUCGUGAAAAAUAAUGAGGGGGGGGAGACUGCAGUUUUAUUAUUCAUUUAUUGUUUCCAUUGUGUAUUACCUUUAAUUAGUAGUGGAGAUUUUUUAAUCUAUAUAAUUUAACUAUGAUACACACGGCUGCACGUCAGGUUAACCCAAUAUGUGAACGCGAGCGAUUCUGCACUUUAACGUAAACGAGUUAAGAUAUAAAAUGAGUUGAAGUUGUUUCUGACUCUAUUGUAAAACCCGAUGCGCCGCUGUAUUUCAAUUUGUAAUAGUUGUUUAUUGUUAAGUGACCGCAUGAGCUUCGAUUAUACUUAUAAUAAAGCGUAUUCAAUGGAUAUAAUAAAAUAAAUGUACGCCCGGUUGAUUUUUACCGAGGAAUUUGUGUCAUGGGAAAUAAAAUAAUAAUAUAUAAAACCCCAUAGAGUCGCGCUAGUAACACCACGUCCUAUUUCAAAAUCAAAUCGUAUUAUAAUAUUUCGAUAUGUGUAUAAUGUACAUUAUUAAAAAAAUAUAUAAUAUUGCAAAGAACUUCAGCCGUCGCAUACAGUUUUAUCAGGAGCGUUAUAACUGCCAUUAGUAAUAUACAGUACGUUUGUAUAUACAUUAACUUAAUGAUGUUUACAUGAAUAUAAAAGUCAAAAUUAAUGGUGACUCGUUUGAUGUCCGAUAAGAAGGAAACUAUUGAUUUUACAUACUUAAUUUUUCUUUUUAGAUUGCUGAAUCAGUAUACGUUUGGUUAGGUUGUUU